CAAUAUUGAUCUUGGCGGGAGCGGUAUCUUAUCCAAUAUCAAUAAUCUGCGAAGGUUCUCGGCGUUGGUAGUGUCGAUUUCUCCCCUUACAUCAUGUUGAGCGACACGCUGAGUUUCCAAAUAGGGAAAAAAUAGGUUUCGCAUUGCAGUAUAAAAGCGAGCAUUAGCUUACCCUUUCAUCUACUUCAUAAGAACCACCUAACCGUUCACUCACAUACCAAAAUGCUUCACAAACACGUUGAUUCCGAUGAAAUUAUGAAACACGCUCAAGAGUCCCCUGUCAGGAACCACACCGACAGAGGCAAGCACGUUACUACCUUGGCUUAUGGCUCGCGUUAUGCUACUGAGGGGAUCCCAAAGUUCAAGCUGCCUGAACAAAGUACCGAAGCACAAGCUGCAUACCAGCUCAUCCAUGAUGAACUGGAGCUUGAUGGAAGACCUAAUAUGAACUUGGCAUCAUUUGUCCAUACUUGGAUGGAGCCAGAAGCCGACAAACUCAUCAUGGAAAAUAUCAGCAAGAACCUUUCAGAUCAAGACGAGUACCCAGCUACAAUGAAGAUCCACGCUAGAUGCAUUUCCAUCAUUGGAGAUAUGUGGAAGAGUAAGGGAGCCGUAGGAACUGCCACCAUCGGAUCCUCUGAAGCUGUGCAACUUGGUGGUCUCGCUAUGAAGAAGCGCUGGCAAGCAAGGCAAAAGGCUGCAGGAAAGGAUACUUCCAGACCUAACAUCAUUAUGGGAAACAAUGCACAAGUCGCUCUCGAGAAGUUUGCUCGGUACUUUGAUGUUGAAUGCCGUUUGAUCCCUGUCUCGGCCGAAAGCCAUCAUUGCCUGGAUAUCAAGAAGGCAGCUGAAGCUUGCGAUGAGAACACCAUCGGUGUAUAUGUCAUCCUCGGUAGCACUUACACUGGCCAUUUCGAAGACGUUGAAGGCAUGUCCAAGGAGUUGGACAGAGUCCAAGAAGAGAAGGGCUGGGACAUUCCUAUUCACGUUGAUGCUGCUAGCGGUGGUUUCGUAGCACCCUUUGCAUUCCCUAAGCUCAAAUGGAGUUUUGAUGUUCCCAGAGUCAAGUCCAUUAAUACCUCUGGUCACAAAUUCGGUCUCGCCUACGCCGGUGUCGGAUGGGUGCUCUGGAAAAAUGAAGACUUUUUACCUAAAGAACUCAUCUUCACUCUUACUUACUUGGGUGCCUCGGAGCAAACUUACACACUCAACUUCUCUCGUCCUGCCUGCUUCAUGAUUGCUCAAUAUUACAAUUUUGUCAGACUGGGUCGACAAGGCUAUACCUCUAUCAUCAAGAAUGAUAUGCACAACGCCAAAUUGCUGUCACGCGCUUUGGAAAACUGCGGCUAUUUCGAUUUAGUAUCAGAUAUGCAUCGCGCUAAGGGCGUUUUUGGAUAUGAGCGAGCAAGCGGUCUCGAUGCCAUCAAGGAGUCAGUCAAGGGCAUUACAGAGUACAAUGAAGCUUUACCUGUUAUCGCAUUCAAGCUGACUGACGAUUUCAAGCGCGAGAACCCUCACGUGAAGCAAGCUGCUGUGUCAACCUUGUUGCGUACCCGUGGUUGGAUCAUCCCCAACUAUCCCCUUCCACCUAACGAAGAAAAUAUUGAAAUUCUCCGCAUCGUCGUCAGAGAAUCUUUCAGUCAGGAUCUGGUUGAUACCGUCCUGUCUGACAUCAUUUGGUCUGUUGAAACGCUAGCUGCAAGUGAGAGCGGCUUUGAUGCUGAAGUCUUUGCUCAAAAGACUGACCCUAUUCAACAUGCUCACAAGUUGGAUCACCCAGCUCACGAAGGCAGAAAGAAGAAAUACGGCAGUCAAUGCUAAAUAUCUUUAAUAUAAGGUUGAACUGUUAUGCUGUAAAUGUGAAUUGACAAUAAAAAAAAAACUUUUGUUAAUAUAUCUGUACUGUAUUGUAUGAAUAUAGAUAGGCUACGGUUGAUAUGGCUACUAAGGAACGUUCACUUAUAGGCACUAAAGAUCUUUUCUUCUUGAAACCUUUGCCUUGAAAGAAUCUUUCCAAAUGGUCAAAGUAAUGAAGUGACGAAUAUCUUCUGCAUCUUUCAUGCUUUCUGGUAUCGUAUCAAAAUCAAACUUCUUGAUCAAAGUAGCAAUUACAAGGCGCAUCUCCUGGAGAGCAAAGUUUUUGCCAAUGCAGUUUCGGGAUC
Umbelopsis ramanniana AG is the source of this 2162-nucleotide messenger RNA. RefSeq lists its product as uncharacterized. The transcript is spliced from 4 exons. Gene Ontology annotation, molecular function: pyridoxal phosphate binding; glutamate decarboxylase activity. Gene Ontology annotation, cellular component: cytosol. Bases 223 to 1821 code for a protein of 532 amino acids. The record is from RefSeq and is a predicted model, not a curated record. Lineage: Eukaryota; Fungi; Mucoromycota; Umbelopsidomycetes; Umbelopsidales; Umbelopsidaceae. Gene Ontology annotation, biological process: L-glutamate catabolic process.